AUGAAGGGCUACGAGGCUGGAGGGAUCCGUGUGGAGUGCACGUCUGCCGGCUGGUACCCGCAGCCCCAGAUCCAGUGGAGAGACGCCAGCGGACACAGCUUGUCUGCUGAGGUGGCCACAGGGGCUGCAGACCCCCAGGGCCUCUAUGCAGCGUCAGCCUCUGUGAUCCUGGAGGACAGCUCUGUGGAGGGGGUCUCCUGCCCCUUCUUCCGGAACGCGCAGCCCUGGGUGGUGGCCCUGGGCGUGACCCUGCCGGCUCUGCUGGGGCUCCUGGCGGGGGCGUGCUACUUCCUGUGGCGACAGCAGAAGAGGAACCAGGCCCUGUCCCAGGAGAAGGAGAGGGAGCGAGCGGAGAAAGAAGCAGCUCAGGCCAAGGAGCGGCGGGAGCGAGGCGCCAAAGGUUGGGAGCAGUCUCAGGUCUAUGCAGAGUUGAAGACGGCCCUCUUCCAGCCUGCGGAUGUGUUUCUGGAUCCAGACACGGCGCAUCCCAACCUCCAUGUUUCUGAGGACAAGAGGAGCCUGCAGUGGGCAGACACAUGGCAGAACCUGCCAGAAAAUCCCAACAGAUUUCAGGGGAUUUACUGUGUGCUGGGCUGUGAGAGCUUCAUGUCAGGGAGACACUUCUGGGAGGUGGAGGUGGGGAACAGGGUACAGUGGCGUAUUGGGGUGUGCAGGGAGGACGUGAGGAGGAAAGAUGGCGAUAAAAUGGUCCCCGAGAAUGGGUUCUGGACAGUGGAGCUGAAUCCUGGGAGUGACUACAGGGCUCUCACCAACCCAAAGACCCCACUGACCGAUGUGAGCCCUCCUGGGAGGGUGGGGGUUUUCUUGGACUGUGAGCUGGGGCAGGUCUCCUUCUACAAUGCCCUCGACGGGUCUCACAUCUUCACCUUCCCACCCACCUAUUUCUCUGGGCCUCUGAGGCCUGUUUUUGGGAUUUGGGAAAAGGAUCCCACUCCCUUGACCAUUUGCCCCGCGCAGAAAGCAGUGGGGGGAUCCCUUGUGCCUGACCCAGGGCCUGACCCUUCCCUGGAGACCCCAGUGUCCCCGGGCUCAGCUGCUGGGAACGGGGACCCUCAGGCUGAAGAAACGUCUCUGCUUCCUGCUGCCCCGCCUGGAGCUGAGGGCCUCCUGGACACAAACCUCUCAGUGAGGAAAACACUCACUGAAACCACACUGAGUGACGGACUUCGCUGA
Messenger RNA from Phyllostomus discolor (pale spear-nosed bat), 1194 nucleotides. Its product is annotated as butyrophilin subfamily 3 member A3-like. The coding region runs from base 1 to 1194 and encodes 397 amino acids. The record is from RefSeq and is a predicted model, not a curated record. Gene Ontology annotation, molecular function: protein binding. The transcript is spliced from 5 exons. NCBI's taxonomy places the organism in Eukaryota, Metazoa, Chordata, Mammalia, Chiroptera, Phyllostomidae.